UUCAUCUUCCUUACGCUUCCCUGGGGUUCUCUUACUUCUGGAUUCUAACCGUGAGUUGUGAGAAGCAACGCGGAAAACGGAAUGGAGACUCCAGCUUGUUUUAAACGAGCUGUAUUACCCCGCACAGCGCAGGAGAAAAGAUAAUUGGCUCAGGUCUCGGCUCUGCCAUCUACCACCUGUGGAGCCUUAGCUAAGUCAGUUCAUAUCACUGUCACUCAACGGUCUCGGUCUUGUCAUCUUUUACAUGGAAUGUCAUGAAAUAUACAGUACAUUGCAGGAACUGCCUCAGGUAAAGACUUCUAGGAUUCAGUAGGUCUCAGUCGAUCCCUCUGAGAAAGGCCGCACCCUAAACGCACAGACUCUGACUCUAAGGGGGUGGGGUCGGGGAAUCUGCAUUUUAGUAGCUUCUCAGGUGAUUCAGAUGCUCAGUCAGGAUUGAGAAACCAGGACUCUUCCCAGCCCUCCUGUUCUCUGAUCCACUUCUCUGCUUCCUCCACGUCCUAACGAUUCUCCAGUUCCCGCACAGCAGCAGCGGAGGGAAGAGGGGAGAGAAUGCACCGCUACCGCUAAGGACCGCUGGCCCCGCCAGGCGGCCGACCUCCCCAUUCCAGGGGCGCCAGCCGGCGGAUUACAUAACGGGCCUCGGGGCGCGCUCUCGCGAGGUUUCCACCGCCCCCUCCUCGCUCCACGUCAGAGGGAACCGGGCGGAGCGGCCAACAUGGCGGAACGCAGGAGACACAAGAAGCGGAUCCAGGAAGUUGGUGAACCAUCUAAAGAAGAGAAGGCUGUGGCCAAGUAUCUUCGAUUCAACUGUCCAACAAAGUCCACCAAUAUGAUGGGUCACCGGGUUGAUUAUUUUAUUGCUUCAAAAGCAGUGGACUGUCUUUUGGAUUCAAAGUGGGCAAAGGCCAAGAAAGGAGAGGAAGCUUUAUUUACAACCAGGGAGUCUGUGGUUGACUACUGCAACAGGCUUUUAAAGAAGCAGUUUUUUCACCGAGCCCUAAAAGUAAUGAAAAUGAAAUAUGAUAAAGACAUAAAGAAAGAAAAAGAUAAAGGAAAAGCUGAAAGUGGAAAAGAAGAAGAUAAAAAGAGCAAGAAAGAAAAUAUAAAGGAUGAGAAGACAAAAAAAGAAAAAGAGAAAAAAAAAGAUGGUGAAAAGGAAGACUCCAAAAAGGAGGAAACUCCAGGAACUCCUAAAAAGAAGGAAACUAAGAAAAAAUUCAAACUUGAGCCACAUGAUGAUCAGGUUUUUCUGGAUGGAAAUGAGGUGUAUGUAUGGAUCUAUGACCCAGUUCACUUUAAAACAUUUGUCAUGGGAUUAAUUCUUGUGAUUGCAGUAAUAGCGGCCACCCUCUUCCCCCUUUGGCCAGCAGAAAUGAGAGUAGGUGUUUAUUACCUCAGUGUGGGUGCAGGCUGUUUUGUAGCCAGUAUUCUUCUCCUUGCUGUUGCUCGAUGCAUUCUAUUUCUCAUCAUUUGGCUCAUAACUGGAGGAAGGCACCACUUUUGGUUCUUGCCAAAUCUGACUGCUGAUGUGGGCUUCAUUGACUCCUUCAGGCCUCUGUACACACAUGAAUACAAAGGACCAAAAGCAGACUUAAAGAAAGAUGAGAAGUCUGAAACCAAAAAGCAACAGAAGUCCGACAGUGAGGAAAAGUCAGACAGUGAGAAAAAGGAAGAUGAGGAGGGGAAAGUAGGACCAGGAAAUCAUGGAACAGAAGGCUUGGGGGGAGAACGGCAUUCAGACACGGACAGUGACAGGAGGGAAGAUGAUCGAUCCCAGCACAGUAGUGGAAAUGGAAAUGAUUUUGAAAUGAUAACAAAAGAGGAACUGGAACAGCAAACAGACGGGGAUUGUGAAGAGGAGGAGGAAGAGGAAAAUGAUGGAGAAACACCUAAAUCUUCACAUGAAAAAUCAUAAUCUGACUAAUUUUGGGACUGAAUGAAUAAGUACAAGAGGUUGGAUUUUCUAUGUUGGCUGAUUACCAUAUUGAACACAUGGCAUUUGUAGCAUUCUUUAAAUCUAUUUACUGAAAUGUAUUUGACAUUCAAGCAGUUAUAUUCAGUCCUUCAUUUUAUAGAAUAUUGGCACUAUUAUUGGUACAGUUUAAAGCCAUUAAUGUGUUUUAUCCAUUUGAUAAUUUUACAGUAAGUAGGUCUCAUUCAUUUUGACAGUUAUCAAAGAUGUACUUUCCACAAUUAAAUUUACAUUAAUGGCAAUUUUGAUAGUUUUAUGGCUUUUUACUGUUAGACUAAUCAAAAAUAACUUUAAAAGGAACAAAGAAACUCCAGCAUUUCACAUUAUGCAUAGUUAUGUAGCCAUUUCACAGUUUCUUUAAGAUGUGUAAACUCAUUGUUCUUGAUAGUUCUUUUAUUUUUCAUUAUAAAAUUAUACCAGGAGAUUUGUUUUACAAUUCUGAGUUAGCAGAGUUCAAAACUAUUUUGUGGAAACAAGCCAACUAGUAACAAUGCAGCAACACUUCUGGUUUAGCUAAAUUCUUUUUCCAAUGUAGGAAAUCCACACUGAUUUGUACGUCUGACUCAGAGAAAGAUGGUCAUCUCCAACAGAGAAAGUGAACAGCAUUUGUUGGAAGGUGAUGGCUCUCCCUCCUCCCUCCCCAUUUCAUUGUCGUAACGUAAAGUGUAUUCUGUACAUAAUUUACAAAUAAAACAUUUUAUUUUAAUUGUUACUUAUUAUUUAGAUAUUUCUCAACACUUAAAUUCAUAAAAUUAAGACCAUGUAAGGGUAUGUUUUUAGAGAAAUGGAAGUUUGAGUAACCCACAGAACAUCUGUGAUCUUUCUACAGCAGCUUCAGUUUUGUGCCAACAUUCCAUGUAUUUUGAAUAUGAGCAAAAACUGAUCUUUAUUAAAUAAGAGCAGACUUAAAGUAGCUUUGUACGCCUUAAUGUUCAUUUUGAUUUAUUUUAAAUCUUUACAUUCAGAAAUGAGAUACUGUAUUAUCAGACCAGGAGACAUUGCUGUGAAAGAUAAUUUCCUAUUCUAAAAUAUCAAAUUUAAAAUAAAGAUAAUAAAAGAAAA
This is a messenger RNA of Pongo pygmaeus (Bornean orangutan), 3037 nucleotides long. It is a transcript of the gene SEC62, whose product is annotated as SEC62 preprotein translocation factor. Lineage: Eukaryota; Metazoa; Chordata; Mammalia; Primates; Hominidae. Gene Ontology annotation, cellular component: endoplasmic reticulum; endoplasmic reticulum membrane. The coding region runs from base 719 to 1918 and encodes 399 amino acids. Gene Ontology annotation, biological process: post-translational protein targeting to membrane, translocation. The transcript has 8 exons. The record is from RefSeq and is a predicted model, not a curated record.